This is a messenger RNA of Drosophila willistoni, 2369 nucleotides long. It is a transcript of the gene Hsc70-1, whose product is annotated as heat shock 70 kDa protein cognate 1. The coding region runs from base 313 to 2241 and encodes 642 amino acids. Gene Ontology annotation, biological process: vesicle-mediated transport; protein refolding; cellular response to unfolded protein. The transcript has 3 exons. Gene Ontology annotation, molecular function: ATP hydrolysis activity; ATP binding; misfolded protein binding. Gene Ontology annotation, cellular component: cytosol; nucleus; cytoplasm. The record is from RefSeq and is a predicted model, not a curated record. Lineage: Eukaryota; Metazoa; Arthropoda; Insecta; Diptera; Drosophilidae.
GUUGUCUUGUGGCAGUCGUGGCGCGUUCAGCUUGAGAUUUGAAUUGAAUUUGGAGUCAAUCAGCAUCGAUUGGAGAGAGAGAGAGAUAAUUCGAGAUAGUUUGUGUGGCGAUUUCGAUCAGUUUCGUUCUUUCGUGAUCAUAGGUCACAUAAACAGCUGACGCUGUGGAGCUGCAAAGAGAGAAAACGUUCGAGUUCCUAAGAGUUUUGACAUUUGUGCUUCUCUUUUUGAUAAUAUCCCUGUAUCUCUAUCGCUUUGCAUUCUAACUGUGAGGUCGAAUACGGCAAGGGGAUUCGGCCCACAACAGCAAGAAUGCCCAAGUUACCAGCAGUUGGCAUUGAUCUUGGUACCACAUAUUCGUGUGUGGGUGUCUUUCAGCAUGGGAAAGUUGAGAUCAUUGCCAAUGAUCAAGGUAAUCGAACCACGCCCAGUUAUGUGGCGUUUACGGAAUCGGAGCGUCUAAUUGGAGAUGCGGCUAAGAAUCAAGUGGCCAUGAAUCCGAAUAAUACAAUUUUUGAUGCUAAACGUCUAAUCGGUCGACGAUUCGAUGAUGCCACGGUGCAAAGCGACAUGAAGCAUUGGCCCUUCGAGGUGAUCUCUGAGAAUGGCAAGCCACGUAUACGGGUUGAGUACAAGGGCGAGAAGAAGAGUUUCUUUCCGGAGGAGGUGUCAUCCAUGGUCCUGACCAAAAUGCGAGAGACCGCUGAAGCUUAUUUAGGUGGUUCGGUUACCGAUGCAGUGGUCACAGUGCCAGCCUAUUUUAAUGACUCGCAGCGGCAGGCAACCAAGGAUGCUGGUGCCAUUGCUGGACUCAAUGUUUUGCGUAUCAUUAAUGAACCGACGGCUGCGGCAAUUGCCUAUGGCCUGGAUAAACAAGGCACCAGUGAACGGAAUGUACUCAUCUUCGAUUUGGGUGGUGGAACGUUUGAUGUGUCGGUACUCACCAUCGAGGACGGCAUAUUCGAGGUGAAGGCCACCGCCGGGGACACUCACUUGGGCGGUGAGGACUUUGACAAUCGUUUGGUCAAUCAUUUUGUGCAGGAAUUUCAGCGCAAACAUAAACGUGAUCUGGGCCAAAAUAAACGAGCUCUACGCCGUCUACGUACCGCCUGCGAGCGUGCCAAGCGUACCCUUUCCUCGUCUACUCAGGCCACCAUUGAGAUCGAUUCGCUAUUCGAGGGAAUCGAUUUCUAUACAUCGGUGACUCGAGCCCGAUUCGAGGAACUAAACGGGGAUCUAUUUCGUGGUACCAUGGAACCGGUGGCCAAAGCAUUGCGUGAUGGCAAAAUGGACAAGGGUCAGAUACAUGAUAUUGUGUUGGUCGGUGGUUCGACCAGGAUACCGAAAGUGCAGCGACUUUUACAAGAUUUCUUUAAUGGCAAAGAGCUGAACAAGUCGAUCAAUCCAGACGAGGCUGUGGCCUAUGGGGCAGCGGUUCAAGCGGCCAUUUUGCAUGGCGAUAAGUCGGAAGCAGUGCAGGAUCUACUUCUGCUGGAUGUCACACCCCUUUCGCUGGGCAUCGAAACUGCUGGUGGAGUAAUGACGACGCUAAUCAAACGGAAUACUACAAUUCCAACCAAACAGACGCAGAUCUUUACCACAUAUGCGGAUAAUCAGCCUGGAGUCUUGAUUCAGGUGUAUGAAGGCGAACGCGCCAUGACCAAGGAUAACAACAUUCUGGGCAAAUUUGAGCUAUCGGCUAUACCUCCUGCUCCUCGAGGUGUGCCACAGAUCGAGGUGACCUUUGACAUUGACGCAAACGGUAUUCUCAAUGUGACAGCGGCAGAUAAAUCCACGGGCAAGGAGAACAAAAUAACUAUAACCAAUGACAAGGGACGUCUCUCCAAAGAGGAUAUCGAACGAAUGGUCAACGAUGCAGAGUCCUAUCGCCAGGCAGACGAGCAGCAGCGUGAUCGCAUCAAUGCCAAGAACCAGCUAGAAUCAUAUUGCUUUCAGCUUCGUUCCACAUUGGAUGAUCAGCAGCUUAGCUCGCGGAUUAAUGAAUCGGAUCGUCAGACCAUUUUACAGAACUGCAAUGAGACCAUCAGCUGGCUAGAUGCCAAUCAAUUGGCCGAUAAACAGGAAUAUGAGCACAAGCAACAGGAACUGGAACGGAUCUGUAAUCCGAUUAUAACGCGACUCUAUCAAAACUCUGGAGCGCCACCGCAGCAGUCAUCAACUAACGAGGAAGCCUCGUCUGCUGGAGCAGGAGGAGGUCCGACCAUCGAAGAAGUCGAUUAGAUAAAUUUACCUUGCAUAACAUUUAUUUUACCUGUUGCUAACCAAGAGUUACCUUUCGGCUUAAAAUGUUUGUUAAUUCCCUUUUAAUUCUCACUUGCUAAUAAAAAUUAUUUCUAGUUCUCCCAAAA